AUGACUGGCCGUGGUAAAGGUGGCAAGGGUCUCGGCAAAGGAGGUGCCAAGCGUCAUCGUAAGAUCCUUCGCGACAAUAUUCAGGGAAUCACCAAGCCAGCUAUUCGUCGUCUCGCCCGUCGUGGUGGUGUCAAGCGUAUCUCGGCCAUGAUCUACGAAGAGACCCGUGGUGUCCUCAAGAGCUUCCUCGAAUCAGUCAUCCGCGAUGCUGUCACCUACACCGAACACGCUAAGCGUAAGACCGUUACCAGCUUGGAUGUCGUCUACGCUCUCAAGGCAAGUAGCGUCUCUUUCCUGUGGUUCGCACAGCUCGCUAACUGCUGCCGCAGCGUCAGGGUCGGACCCUUUACGGUUUCGGUGGUUAAGCGCCUCGCUUCGCUCAUCGACUCCAUGUGA
Messenger RNA from Cyphellophora attinorum, 396 nucleotides. Its product is annotated as Histone H4.2. Gene Ontology annotation, cellular component: nucleosome. Gene Ontology annotation, biological process: nucleosome assembly. The transcript is spliced from 5 exons. Lineage: Eukaryota; Fungi; Ascomycota; Eurotiomycetes; Chaetothyriales; Cyphellophoraceae. The record is from RefSeq and is a predicted model, not a curated record. Gene Ontology annotation, molecular function: structural constituent of chromatin; protein heterodimerization activity; DNA binding. The coding region runs from base 1 to 396 and encodes 131 amino acids.